UUAUAUUAGGACAAUUGGGUUAGGCUUUGAUAGUGUCUAACUAUUUUUUCAACUAGUUCUCCACUCUGCCUAAGUAAAAGGGUAUUCAAUAUUCAAAGCCAUUACAUAAGGCAACAAGUCCUUUCAUUUCCUUUGUGUUCUACUGGUUUAUUUUGUCAAAAAUUUGUAUUUUUUUCCCCUGAGAUGGAGAGCCUUUUGGGUCUGCUUAGGAUUCAUGUCCAUAGAGGGGUGAACCUUGCAGUCAGGGAUGUCAGAAGCAGUGAUCCUUAUGUUGUUAUCAAAAUGGGCAAGCAGAAGCUGAAGACUCGUGUAGUGAAGAAGAAUAUCAAUCCAGAGUGGAAUGAAGAUUUGACUCUUUCUGUAGCUGAUCCCAGUCUACCAAUAAAGAUUUUUGUAUUCGACAAAGACACAUUUUCUCUGGAUGAUAAAAUGGGGGAUGCUGAGUUUGAGAUUGGUUCAUUUCUUGAAGCCUUAAAGAUGCGCUUGGAAGGCCUUCCUAAUGGAACAAUAAUUUCGAGAGUACAACCAAACAGGCAAAACUGUCUAGCUGAAGAGAGCUGCAUUAUCUGGACUGAUGGCAAAGCUGUUCAAAAUAUAGUUCUUAGACUGCGAAAUGUGGAGAGCGGCGAGGUGGAACUCCAGUUACAGUGGAUUGACAUUCCUGGUUCCCGGGGGUCAAACAAACUUGAGGACAAGUUUGCUUUCAAAGAAAGGGAAUCCUGAUGCAGAUGCAUCUAC
Messenger RNA from Quercus lobata, 738 nucleotides. Its product is annotated as protein C2-DOMAIN ABA-RELATED 4-like. Bases 184 to 723 code for a protein of 179 amino acids. Lineage: Eukaryota; Viridiplantae; Streptophyta; Magnoliopsida; Fagales; Fagaceae. The record is from RefSeq and is a predicted model, not a curated record. The transcript has 4 exons.